GAUCGUUUGAGUCCAGGAGGUGGAGGCUGCAGCGAGCUGUAAUCGGGCCACUGCACUCUAGCCUAGGCAACACAGCAAGACCCUUUCUCAAAAGAAAAAGAAAAAGAAAAAAACUUCCAUAAAAGCAGAUUGCAAAUCCUCAUAGCAAGACGCAAAGUUACACAUGGGCAGAGUGAGAGGUACUGGGGUAUCUGAGCAGGGACGGCGUGAUUCAAAUGGUAUGGCGAGGCUUCGUUAGCAGGGAGGGGAGGAGAAUCAAGAGGCAGAAAAUGAAGGAGACAGACGGGUUUCCAAGGGCCUCCUGUAGCUUGACAGGCAUCUCAGGCUCAAGAGAAUACCAGGAAAGAAGGAAAGACACCUGUUUGUCACAUAAGGCAACUAAGCCUCAGAAACCACAAUGGCCUACCCAAGACUGGACAUCAAUGCAAACCGGGAUUUGAACCUGGCUCUGAAUUUCCCGACUUUAGAUCUGGCUGCGGAGGUAGGCUUGCCAGGCGAACCCCAGGACCACCCCUUGGUCCAUGUGGUUACUCAUCUUUCAUCUAUCCACCAAGCCAUCUGGCCAAUUCAUCACCUCCCCAUCAUCUGCGCACUAAUCAUCUGUCUUAAUAACUGCCCACCAUUCAGCUGCCAUCACCAGGGUCAGGGCCGCACUCCUGGCACCCAAGCUGCCCAGGGCAUUAAGAAAAACACCUGACGAUGCUGGUGGGCUGCCAGGGCCUCUGUAAAGCUAGGCCUGCUGGGAGAGGACGAGGAGGAGGCCCUGCCCCUCCAAACGUGGCCUCCUAUGGACACCAAGACUCACAGCCUUCCUAUCACCCACACCCAGCUCCAUAGCAACUCUCAGCCCCAAAGCCGCACCUGCAGCCCGUGCACCUGCACCCGCCACUGCCAGACCUUCAGCCAGAGUUGCAGACAGAGCCAGCGUGGCAGCUGGAGCCAGAACUCCAGCCAGAGCCCAGCCAGCCACCACAACCCAACUGGAGCCCACAGCUCAUCCGGCCACCAGAGCCAGAGUCCCAACGACAGUCCACCACCAAAGCGCCACAAAAAGACUAUGAACUCCCACCACUCUCCCACGCGGCCCACCAUCCUGCACUGCAGCUGCCCCAAGAACAGAAAGAACUUCGAAGGCAAGCUGAACAAGAAAAAAAUGGCCAAGAGGAUCCAGCACGUGUACAAAACCAAGACGCGGAGCUCAGGACGGAAAUCCAACUAAUGAGACCGCACUCCUUGGCUUGUUCUGCGUGUCUCACCCAAAUGAGAAAAUGCUAGGAUGAAGUCAAUCUUCUUGCAGGAACAUGUUACUAUGGUGAUUUCUACGCAACACUAAUUAAAGCUUGUACCUGGAAGACUA
Pongo pygmaeus (Bornean orangutan) is the source of this 1357-nucleotide messenger RNA. It is a transcript of the gene TNP2, whose product is annotated as transition protein 2. Gene Ontology annotation, biological process: penetration of zona pellucida; acrosome reaction; spermatogenesis. The transcript has 4 exons. Gene Ontology annotation, molecular function: zinc ion binding; DNA binding. Gene Ontology annotation, cellular component: nucleosome; nucleus. Lineage: Eukaryota; Metazoa; Chordata; Mammalia; Primates; Hominidae. The record is from RefSeq and is a predicted model, not a curated record. Bases 788 to 1219 code for a protein of 143 amino acids.